UGUGUAUCUGUCAGAUAGAAAACUGAGAAGAGAAACGAAGAGAAGGCAAAACACGCACACACUCAUUUAUUUACACAUCCUCACACACACACACACACACUCAGAGUGGACUGAUAAACAAAACUGUGCUUGAGAACCAGGGCAUGUUCAGCAGUGUUUUGGGAGAAAUUUGAUCUAUUGAAGCAGAAAAGAUGCAGUUCAUGCUGCUGUUCAGCAGGCAAGGCAAGCUGCGCCUGCAGAAAUGGUACGUUCCGCUGUCUGACAAAGAGAAGAAGAAGAUCACACGUGAGCUGGUACAGACCGUCCUGGCACGAAAGCCCAAGAUGUGUAGCUUCCUGGAAUGGAGAGACCUCAAGAUUGUUUACAAAAGAUACGCUAGUUUGUAUUUCUGCUGUGCCAUCGAGGACCAGGACAACGAGCUGAUCACCCUGGAGAUCAUUCAUCGCUACGUGGAGCUGCUGGAUAAGUAUUUUGGAAGUGUGUGCGAGCUGGACAUUAUCUUCAACUUCGAGAAGGCAUACUUCAUCCUAGACGAGUUCCUUUUGGGUGGAGAAGCUCAAGAGACAUCCAAGAAGAACGUCUUGAAGGCGAUCGAACAGGCUGACCUGCUGCAGGAGAGCCAGACUGACGACUGGGGUGGUUUAACCAAUGAUGAGAUCUUCUAAAGGGUAGAAGUCCCAGCCCCUUCCUGCUUAUUGGAAGCAGAGACCCCUCGCAGUGUUCUGGAGGAGAUUGGCCUCACCUAAACAGCCGAGAAGGACACACUGUCUCACACACACAAACACAUACACACACACUUACUGUUUGUCUAUUUAAAGAUGUAGCGCACACACACACACACACACACACACACACACACACACCUUAGUGGAUUUCAGCAAUUCAUGCAUCAUUUGUUUUCUCUAUCUGUGUGCUUAAAACGACACACAAUGUAGCACUGUACAGAUUCAUCAGGAAAACUGACUUUUCCUCACGUUAACUCAGCCUUAAGAUCAGCUCAAGUUUACACUCUGUAUUCAACGACAUCAUCUGUCACAUCGUUUUACUUCUGCACCUCAUCAGAAAAGGCAAAACAUCACAUCUACAUAUUGCCUGUAAAAAGUAUUUCGGUGCUUUUUCAAUAUUAUAUUAAAUUACAGCAUGGAACCAGGAAGUGAAAAAUAAAAUAAAGCGAUAUUUAUAUCCCACAUAGAGCUUCUCCAGUUUUGCUCUGGAGAUGCUAGCGGCGUUCUGUCUCUCCACGUGCGCGUCAGACUCAAAAAGGGAAUCGUUUGGAAGUGGAAUUGAAUAUUAAUCAUUCUGAUGGUGAUAUACCUCCAAUGAAUAUUUAUUCUGAUGCUAUAUUACAACCUUUUAUUUAUUAAUUAUCUUAUUGAAACUAAGAUGUCAUUUAUGGCUAUGUGUGUAGCGAUUUAAACACACACUCUACAUGUAGUACAAAACUAAAGAAUCUUCAGACACAAAACAUGUCUGGGUGAAUUUUCAAGUAAGUUUUGAUUUUUUUUUUUGUUUGUUUGUUUCUCCAAAAUUUUCUGUUAGCAGAAUUUUUGCUACUCAUCACUAUAAUAUCCAUGCGCAGGUUUACUUUCUUCUUCUUUUGGGUUUUACGGCAGCUGGCAUCCACAGUGUUGCAUUACUGCCAUCUACAGGUUUACCUUGACCGUGCACUGACAGUUACAUCAUUUUGUUGCUAAACGAACAGCUGAUCACACCAAGGUGCUCGCCGACCACUGAUAUUUAUUAGUUUGGUCCUGCGUUUCCUUUCCUUCGUAUACAACAUAACGAUUUUUCUUCUCGCUUUCUGUUACUGUAGUCAGUCUUUCAUGCUUCAUUUGCAUGCUCGCGUCCUCCAUUGUUCUCUCCUGUUUCAACUUUGUAUCCCACAAUGCCUUGCAUGAACAGGGAAAGCCCACCAUGUCAUGCAUGACGUAGUAUCUUGUAUUGGGUCAUGGUGAAGCAGGAAAAAAUAGCAGAGAAUUUAGGGCCACAUGGCAUUAAAUUCAUUAAUUGUUUUUUUUUUUAAACAAAUAAAAUUGAAAGUCUGUGAUCCAAAUUCAGUAGCUUUCGGUCCACUAAACAAAAAUAAUUGGCUGUCAGAGAAAAUUGUUUUUGUGACCUACACUUGAAAAACCUGAAAGGCAGUCUAGCUUUAAAUACAUCAUGGUUCUGUGCUUUAGUAAUUAAAUAGGAAAGGGACCAAGCGGGCAACUGAAAUCCUUUUUAUAGGCACGGUGUUAUGAUAGGAGUUAAAGUCUGGAAAGAUCAUUCAUUUACCACCAGAAGUUUCUAGAAAGUCCACUUUGGAAAAUAAAAAACGGGAAAAAAAAAGACAGAGAAAGGGAUUCAUUCACAAAACCAAAGAGCUCAUCAUCUAUAUUUGAUAUCAGUUUACAUGACGUAUGAGCUGAAGUGUUUUAGUUCAUCUCAGUGAGUUUGGAUGGAGCAGAAAGCACACGAGACGGAUCGACAGAUCGUAUCAAGCCGUGAACAUUCACAGUGUUAACACGAGACAUAAACACAACAAUGAUCCACUGUGUUAAACUCCUGAGAGUCAGCUGAGACGUAAAUGCUGUAACUCUUCAGUAUUAAAGGAGCAGUUUAUCGGUUUUAGAGCCCGUGAAGUGAAUUAUAAUUGUGACGAAAACAUUGAGACACACUCUAUUUAAACUCUAUCAUGAUUUACCUGUUAGACAAAAUAAAAAAGGCCUGAGUGUCUCUCUCUCUCUCUCUCUCUCUCUCUCUCUCUCUCUGUCCUGGCUGAAGGACGAGAAACACUUUUCAAAAUUACAAACUGCACCUUUAAGUGACUUCAAACAUUCAGCCAUUUAUAAUCAGUGCUUACUUUGUUUUAUGCCAUAUUUGUACUAUAUAUACACUAUACACAUAUAUCACGCUCAAAUUGAUCAAUGAUAUCCAGUAAAACUGUGAUGCUGUGACCUUUGCUAUAUCUGGCCUGUAUGGCCCUUCAUUCUCCUUCACCCUUCUGUCCCCACAUGGUGGAAACAUGUUAAAUGUUGUGGUUCGAAAUAAAUCCGUCCUGCUGUGUUUGUGGCUCAACAUGGAAUAAAAAUUGUUUACACAUGUUUAAAA
Molecule: messenger RNA, 3090 nt
Organism: Neoarius graeffei (lesser salmon catfish)
Lineage: Eukaryota; Metazoa; Chordata; Actinopteri; Siluriformes; Ariidae
Product: AP-1 complex subunit sigma-2
Exons: 6
Coding region: 192-665 (157 amino acids)
Biological process (GO): vesicle-mediated transport; intracellular protein transport
Cellular component (GO): AP-1 adaptor complex; intracellular membrane-bounded organelle; membrane coat
Molecular function (GO): clathrin-cargo adaptor activity
Source: RefSeq, a predicted model, not a curated record